UUGACCAAAAUGGACCACAAAUUUGGUAGGACCCUAACUAUAGGUGGCCACUCUUGGGAUGAACCUGGAAACACUGACAGCAGAUUUUGUAGAAUCAGAGAAUCCUUGAGAGGUCACCUCAUCCAGCCCCUGCACACAAUGUCCCUUUCCAGAGCAACCCAGACGAUGAACUAUAAAAUGAAAAGUUUUAAACAUUCUUUAAAAUGUAACGAUGGAGGAAAGUUACAACUCCCAAGCCCCAGCAAUAAUGCACAGAAAUGAGCUCCAAGGAACUAUGGGAUUUCUUGGAUAUUUUCUUCCCCGUUCCAAAGCUGCCCCCCACCCCUCCACUGUGACCAUUUAAAAAUGUCUGCUCACCACUGGCUGCUUUUGUGGUGGAGGGGCAGUGUCUGGCGUGUGACAGAAAUCCUGAAACACACAUGCACGCCUGUAUUGGGGCAAGCUUUGAAUUGGGCAUGAAAGGGUUAUUUGGGCACAAAAGGGUUAUAGACUGCUUUCCAUAGCGUUUGCGCUGGAGACUGCCAUCAGUGAAACAGAGACAGGCCGCAGGUAAGGAGGCUGCGGGUUUUUCUCCUCUUUCAGCCUUAGCCUCGGAUGGGGGGAGGCUGCAAACAGCUUGCCUGGCAGUUGUACAGAUUAGGUUCUGGGGGGUGUAGGGGCCUCUACAUCCAGGCUGUGCAAACGGAGGAAAUAUCUGGUUGCGCUGAGGGGCCCUGCUCCAGGGGCAGAGCAUUAGCAUGCAGCAUUGUGCAGCUACGCAGAGCAGGGCUCCUCCAUUUUAUUUCCCCCCAGAGAAGCUUUUCAUAUUUAGCUCGUUUUCCUGUCCACGAUCCCCACAGGGAGGUUGGCUCCUGCCCCUGCUUUUCCACCUCUGAUCUCCGGGGAGGAGUCCCAGUGAAAUGGAAAGCGAGACAAAUGGAGUUGAGGAAAAGAAGAGUCCCUGUAGCUGCUUUGUUCCUGAUGAGGCUGGGCUCUGCAGAGAGAGUUAGCGGGGUUCUAAUUGCAGUUUAACUACCAAAUCCAGAUUGGCCCGAUACUGAUGUACAACCCUGCAUGGAAUUUAGCUCUUCAGUCUGAAUGUGCAAAUCUUCGUCCUGAUGCUAAGCCUCCCUCUGGCCUCUCAUGGGAUACGCCUGCGCUACUCAUGCCCCAUCUCCUUUGCGUCUGUCUCCACUAGAGCAGCAGCUGCUCUGGGAAGAAAGGGCCAGAGCAGCAUGAAGCCUGUGGCAGUCCCAGCAGGCGGCCUGGAUUCCCCACCAGCUGCUGAACCUGGGAGCAAACAUCUGCAUCCUGUGGGAUGGGGAAUGGCUGGUGGGGACUCUGAUCAGGCUCCAGUCACAUUUGAUGACGUCGCUGUCUACUUCUCUGCGGAGGAGUGGGAGGAGCUAGCGGCGUGGCAGAAGGAGCUGUACAAGGACGUGAUGAGGGACAACUAUGAGGCUGUGAUCUCGCUGGGCUGCGCUGCUGCCAAACCGGACAUUAUAUCCCAGCUGGAGCGAGGGGAAAAGCCAUGUGUCAGUGCUCACCAGGACUCCAGGGACAGACGCACCUCUGCAAAUGCAUCAUCUGCUGACACAGCUCUGAAUACAGCCUUCACAUCCUCACCACCUGGGCUCUCUCCUGCACCCCCAUUGUCUGAUCCCUCCUCCCACAAAGUGGACCUUUCUCCAUCCCCUGUACAUUCCACCAGCCUGUGGCUUUGGGAGGCACAGCUACGGCAUACAGACCAGGCAGAGAACAGCAUGGGCAUUGCCGCAUGCAUAGAGAGGCCCAGCAGUAGGUCUCCAUGUGCACUCCGUGGGGUAGUCCAUGGCCAAGUGGAGAGUGAGGAGAAAGCACUGGACAGGGUGUUUUGCUCACCUCCAGCCUUGCCUGGCCUACAUCCACAUUCUGAGCAGAUCUAUGUACCUGGGAAAGUCCAGACAGUUGAAUCUGCUUCUCACACAAAUCGAGGAUCUGAGAAUAACACACCUAUGUGCAGAGCACAGAGAACUGAGCAUCCUGUAACUGAGCAGAAACCUGCCUCUGCAAACAAGCUGGAGAAAGAAUUGGGCAUCAUCAUCCAGGAGAUGCGGACAGCAAGAAUCCACCUGGCUACCAUAGCUGGCUCUCUGCUGGCCUUGUCCUCGGCAUUCCUGCCAGCUCCUGUGGAUGGCACAGGUCCAUAGGAGAUAAUCUUGGAGCAGCAUAUUCUCUUAGAAACCUCUUCUGUGUUCUCACACUCAAAGCUGUGGAACAGAGAAACAACCACUCCCUUCUUUAUUUUUCUCUAAAAGCAUGUGUUCUGUUACUAAUAUUUAAUGUCUUUAUUUUAAAACAAUCCAUAAAAAUGUAUUUUUUCAUUUAAAAAGGUCUGUUAAUUUGUCUUAACAUGUUAUUUCUCUGUUUAAAAAGCCUUUCUUCUGAAAAAUGUUAUUUCUAACCCUAUUUUUUUUAAAUGGCUCUAAAUGUGAAAAAAACCCAAGCAGCCGUAAUGUGCCCAAUGAAAAAAAUAAAUAAAUAAAAAAUGGCCACGAGGCCCAAAGCUUUCACGUUCAAAAAUGAGAGCUGGAACGGGGCCUGGAAACUGGUCAAAAUGUAUAUGGUGGUGAAAGGUAUAGAGCCCUUUACUUUUGUUCUCUUCUUGUCUUGCAAGAUGGCAAAUGUGGAAUCAAGGAUGCCAAUCUCACAGUGUACUUCACAGUUGUGGAAAACUAAGUAAAACCACCAUGAUGUACUCUAAAGUAAGAGUUAAACUUGGCAGUAGUCCUUAUAUUAUAUACUCCUGAGGGAAUUCUUUGCUACAGUGCAUGCACAUAAUUAAUGACCCAUGCAUGUUUUUAGCACAGAAAAAAGUUGCUGCUGAAAUGUUGGUGCAUUUCUGCCUUUUGCCCACCAGAGGAUGCUGUGGCCACAGAACACAGCAGCAGCUUCUGGCCAACUAGGGAAGAGAAAGAGCCUGCCUUCUUCAUAGCACCUGCCAGACCAGGCCAGGAAACAGGGGCGAUGGGGAAAACACAGCAUAUGGUGUGGGGGGGGGGGUGUCAGACAGCAGCUCAUAAGGGUUAGUGGGGGAGGAGAGACUGGGGUAGAGGCUGAAUGUAGUGCCCCUUCCCUGGUGCCACCCCUUCCAAUAUAUGGUCAUGUUCCAUUCUAGGGGGUCUUGGGUCAGGAAGACCACCUCUUUUCUACCUGAGAAGUCUAAGGAGAUGAGUUACUUUUGGCCAUGGUCACUUUCUUGCUGACUCCAUGUCUCUUCCUUACACCUUCCCCUCCACUCCAGCUGUUUCAUUACCAUAGCAACCGCUUGCUUGAUUAGGUCCCCUUGUCUUCUCUUGUUACUGAAAGGCAAGGCUAGCAGCUCCUGUGAGUGUGUAUGGCCUUAUGCUUUCACUCACAUUCUCUUGCUUGCUUAUUUAGCCUGUUUAAAUUAAAAGGCCAGAAGCAAGAUUAUUAUUGUUUAGUUUUUACCCAAUUUACUUCACAUUCUCCUAACAGCUGUAAGCCAGGCUUUAAAGGAAUUCCUCAGUUCUGUAUUAAUAUGCCUCGUGAGGAAGCUAUUUGUCAAAAUACAGUUCCUGAAUCUGUUUGUUAUAGACAUACUUGCUGACAGGUAUUUUGAAAUAAAUGACCAAAAAUAAUUGAAACUGUUGUGAUUAUAG
This is a messenger RNA of Chelonoidis abingdonii (Abingdon island giant tortoise), 3641 nucleotides long. RefSeq lists its product as uncharacterized. Gene Ontology annotation, biological process: regulation of DNA-templated transcription. NCBI's taxonomy places the organism in Eukaryota, Metazoa, Chordata, Testudines, Testudinidae. The record is from RefSeq and is a predicted model, not a curated record.